AGAUACGCGCCUCCCCAUCGUCGCCGCCAUGCUGCGCAGCGCGCUCCUUCUCGCCGGCGCAUGCACUGCCUCCGCCUUCGCUCCUGCCGCCCUCCCAGCUCACCGUGCUCAGUCCCGAUCCGGUGUCACCAUGCAGCUCUGGGGUGAGGGCAAGGUUCAGGGCAGGGGAGUCCAGGCUAUCCCUUUCUCCGCUCCUCCUUCCACCCUCCCCGCGGACAUGGUUGGCUAUGUCGGCUUCGAUCCCCUCGGCUUCUCCACUCUCGUCGACAUCAGACUCCUCCGUGAGUCCGAGCUCAAGCACGGUCGCGCUGCUAUGCUUGCCGCCGCUGGAGCCAUCGCUCAGGAUCUCUUCACCUUCCCUGGAGUCGAGAAGGUCGUCGGAAAGGCCAAGAUGACUGGCGCUCACGAUGCCCUCAUCGCCGGAGCUCAUGCCGGCAACAAGCAGUCCUUCGCCAUGCAUCAGAUCAUCUUCUGGGUUGGCCUCAUCGAGAUCAUCACCCUCCCCGCUAUCUUCGAGAUGCUCAACGGCUCUCCCCGCAAGCCCGGUGACUUCAGCUUCGAUCCCCUCGGCCUCAACAAGAAGUCUGAUGGCCGCAUGGAGCUGGCUGAGAUCAAGAACGGCCGCCUCGCCAUGAUCGGCAUCGGAGGCAUGAUCCACCACUACCUCCUCACCGGCAAGGGACCCAUCCAGUUCCUCACCGGCAUCCCCAACUACAAGUCAUGCAUUGAGCCCCACCUCGGUGCUCUCUGCAAGUAAACUGUCUACCUACCAUCAUAUUUAUUGAGCACUCAAUAUAGAAAAGGGAAAUGAAACCUC
Messenger RNA from Guillardia theta CCMP2712, 817 nucleotides. It is a transcript of the gene Lhcr16, whose product is annotated as light-harvesting Chl a protein 16. Gene Ontology annotation, cellular component: membrane. Gene Ontology annotation, biological process: photosynthesis, light harvesting in photosystem I; response to light stimulus. Lineage: Eukaryota; Cryptophyceae; Pyrenomonadales; Geminigeraceae. The transcript has 5 exons. The coding region runs from base 29 to 757 and encodes 242 amino acids. The record is from RefSeq and is a predicted model, not a curated record.